This is a messenger RNA of Myzus persicae (green peach aphid), 1029 nucleotides long. It is a transcript of the gene mRpL10, whose product is annotated as 39S ribosomal protein L10, mitochondrial. Bases 179 to 946 code for a protein of 255 amino acids. The transcript has a single exon. Gene Ontology annotation, molecular function: structural constituent of ribosome. The record is from RefSeq and is a predicted model, not a curated record. Lineage: Eukaryota; Metazoa; Arthropoda; Insecta; Hemiptera; Aphididae. Gene Ontology annotation, biological process: translation. Gene Ontology annotation, cellular component: mitochondrial large ribosomal subunit.
AGGUUAUCGUUCUAGGCCUUAUAUUUUAAAAUAUUAUUAUUUAUUAGAUAUUGCCUUUUAGUAUCAGUAGUGAUCUACAUUUCUAGUAUUUCUACACUUAUUGGUUAUUUUUUUGUUAACUAAUUGUACGUAUUUUAAAUUUUUUUAUUCAAACAAUAUAAUUUACAAUAAUUAGAUCAUGUUAAACUGUUCAACUAAAGCUAUUUGUAGCCGUGGAUUUACACCAAAUGUCAUCAGUGUUCGAUAUAGAAGAGUCAACGUUCAGAAACCCAGAAAACCAGAUCAUUACAGAGCCGUCAUUGAAACAAUUACAAAGCCUAAGUAUCCAUGGCCAAAUCCAUCAAAUAUGACAUGGAGUGAAAGAUGCCCUAAACCAUUCAGUAAAGCAUUUAAACAAAUAGAAAAUAACCCAUAUGAAAACAUUUUGGCCAAAGAACUUAAAGAACUAUUUGAGCAGAGUGCAAUGGUUGCAAUAUUUCAUAAAAAUCCAGUAAAAGGGGAAAUUGACUUCAAAACAAGGAAAACUUUUAAAAUGGCUGAUAUGGAUCAUGUUGUGUAUGGUAAAAGCACUUUAAAACUAGCCUUGGCAGAAACAAAUUAUGCUGCAGUGUUGAAUUUGUUUCAAUCACACAGCUCAAUAGUAUUUAGUAGUACAUCACAGGUACCAAAGUUGUUGAAAAUUAUAAAGAAGAUGCCUCACUUAAUUUUAUUAGCAUCCAUAGUUGAUGGGAAAUUAUUAAGCAAAAACCAAACUGUAGAAUAUGGAAACUUAGUAAAUAUUGAUAACGCCAGAGCAAGACUGAUUGGUGUACUAGGUCAAGUAAACAAUAGGUGUUUGCAGACUAUAGGACAAACACAGUUGACAAUGGUUCGAUAUUUGGAACAAUAUGGUCAGUCAUUAGUAGAUGUUAAUACAGAAAAAAAGUCCACCGAAGAAUUAGACUAACUUUAAAUAUUUAAAUAAAGUGUACAAAGCAUAUUGUAAAAUCAAUUUGUUGGAUAAUUUAUCAGAUUAAUUUUUAAUAAAAU